This is a messenger RNA of Funneliformis mosseae, 450 nucleotides long. NCBI's taxonomy places the organism in Eukaryota, Fungi, Glomeromycota, Glomeromycetes, Glomerales, Glomeraceae. The record is from the annotation of a GenBank genome assembly.
AUGAAUACGCCAUUAAAUUCAUUUAUUUCAAUUCUUUUAUUGUUCUCUUUAUUCACAUUGUUCAAUGAAGUAACAGCUGUACCUUUUGAUACAGGGUUAGGGCCCGAAAUUUUUUGUGAUGGAUUUCAAUUCAUUUCUCCUGAUUCUGUUCAUCUUACUCAAUUUAAGAAUAAUAACGAGUUUGAAGUAGUUUUGACAAAAGGAGACACGUUCAUGAGUGAAGUAAAAGGCCUUGACUUGGUUACUUUUGGUACUGAAAAAUUUGUUAAAAAAUUAUGGAGAGGUAAUAAAGAAUUCGGUGCUGAUGGGAAGGUUUCGUUAAAAGUAAAAGUUGAAGUCCCUAAGCAAUUUGAAUCAAAAUUACCUACUGAAUUUAUGUUUAGAAGUUGGGGCCCAGUUGAAAAAGCCACUUGUACUAGCACUAGUGCAUAUGUUACUAUCUAUAAAUAG